Messenger RNA from Cladocopium goreaui, 969 nucleotides. Lineage: Eukaryota; Dinophyceae; Suessiales; Symbiodiniaceae. The record is from the annotation of a GenBank genome assembly.
AUGACUGCCAUGACUUCGGUGCUGCGGGCGAACGCCUCGAGCUUUCUACGCGCCUUUUGCUGGUUGAAUUUGCCAGAUUACGUCACUUUUGAGUAUGAUCUACCCUCGGAGUGCCUGGAGGAUCCAGACUUGCGCGAGAUCAUGGCAUUGACCAAGUCUGCCAGAGCGGGUCGGAUUGACCCCUCGCGUGUUUCGAUGAAGCCUCCGGUGUUGUUGCAAGCAGCGCGUCCUCGCAUCUUCGCCGGGAUCCCGUCCGCCGCGCUCUACGGCGAGCGCCGCAUGCGCUGGCGCAAGCAGUGGAAGUGUGGCGACAAGCUGAACGCCUGGGGAAUCCCCUACAAGUUCAUCGUGGGCUGGCCCGUAGACAAGAGCACGAACUUGACAGCGCAUCGACAAGGAUAUAAAGCCACAGACAGCGAAGUGCACAAAGCCGAGUUGCUCAGAAACGAAAGUUUGACCUACAAAGACUUGCAUUUUGUGAAUUUGCCGGACACCUAUUUGAGUCUCCAAUCGAAGACCUUUGCGCUGCUGGACUACGGUUACAGUUUGGGUGCGGAAUAUGUCAUGAAGAUGGAUGACGAUACCUGCAUCAAGCCGCACAAGCUAGUGGAAUACCUCGAUGCCUACGAAGCGAAGAAAAGGCAGGGUCCGAAGGCGCUUUAUGCCGGGUACUAUCAGUUUAACGGCUCUGAGUACAAGAAAAUGCGAGGAAGAGACGGAGCGAUCCAUCCCUACUUUGCGGGACCUUUCUACGUGCUCUCAAAGGACUUGAUCCGAAAGAUCGUCCAAGAUGAUGAGAUGAACAGCGUCCUCUGGGCCCGUUACGGCUCCACCGACGAAGACGCCCAGACGGGGCGAUGGGUGGCCUUUGCUGCGCCCUGGCGAAAGCUGGGAUCAUCUAUGUUGAUGAUGGUGAACACCAUCUAUAGUUAUAAUCUCAUAGCGAUGUUAAAUAACAUCUAUAAAUAG